Zingiber officinale is the source of this 1638-nucleotide messenger RNA. RefSeq names its product SUPPRESSOR OF ABI3-5-like. Gene Ontology annotation, cellular component: nucleus. Bases 49 to 1299 code for a protein of 416 amino acids. The transcript has 10 exons. Gene Ontology annotation, biological process: mRNA splicing, via spliceosome. The record is from RefSeq and is a predicted model, not a curated record. Lineage: Eukaryota; Viridiplantae; Streptophyta; Magnoliopsida; Zingiberales; Zingiberaceae. Gene Ontology annotation, molecular function: RNA binding.
GAACCCUCGAAACAGCUUGGAGAAGACGAAGACGAAGACGGAAACAAUAUGGCCGGAACGGAGCUGGUCGACAGUGGCGGUGGCUCCGAAGAAACCGAGAGUGAGCAGGAAAGCUACGGUUCUUCCUCCUUCGUAUGGGAUGACAAUUCCAAGCUCUACUACCACGCCAGUAGUGGGUUCUACCAUGAUCCCAGUGCUGGUUGGUAUUACAGCAGUAGAGAUGGUCAUUAUUACACAUUUGAAGAUGGAAGAUAUGUGCCAUUAUCAUAUAGUGAGAAAGGCGAGGUAUCUGAAGUUGUUGAUGGUGCAACUUGUGCUUCUUUCCAUGAGGCUAGGGAUGAUGAGACAUUUAGGAUAGAUGAAAAUGCAUCUGCUGAUGGGAUUCAGAAUCCACCAUCUGAAUGGCUGGAAGAUACUCUUAUUGAUCUAUAUUUGUCUGGUUAUUCCAAUCUAGAUGCCCAUCCUACUUCCUCAUCAACUUCUUUGCAUACUGUGGAUACUUCAUGGGAGGAGGAGAACUGGCAAGCUCAGUAUGGUCAAGUUGUUAGAUCCGGUGAUGAGCAUCAACCAUCUUUUCCAGUUAUUGAUCUAUGGGAUUGGGAAAUCAUCAAAGAGCCGGCAAAGAAAAACAAUCCAGUGUACAAACUGAUUGGAAGAACUGCAAGAUGUUCCAAUAGGCUUCAUCCUUCUGUGCCUGCUGGAGGUGCUUUAAAAACUACCCCAAUUCGUGAGGUUCAUUUAGAUUUGGUGCGUGUUACUUCAGGAAAAGUUUACCGAUUGAGGAGUCCAAACAGAAGAUACUUGACUUCUUUAUCAUCAUAUGAUUCUUCCAACCCCACUAAAGAUUGGGGUUUCCCAGAUCUUUAUGACAAUUUGCAGAAUGGUAUAUCAGAUGCAUUAUCAUAUCCCAAUUGUCAACCUAAUCAUACAGAUGAAGUUUGUGAUAUCUGGUCUUCUAAGCUUGACAAUUUUCCAAACACACCAGAGAAGCACAAAAAUGUAACUUAUAAAGAUCGAGCUGCUGCAAGAAGGAUGUUACAUGGUGAUUUCAGUGUUGGUCCUGGACAAAAGGACGCUGAGAACAGAUCGUUUCAUGAACCAACCUCAUCGUCACAACAUGCUGAUCCAGAAGAUGCUGCAGCAGAAGCCAUAAAGUCAUCGUUUGGAAGUGGAAGUUAUGCCAGAAGAAUUCUGAAAAGCAUGGGAUGGACUGAUGGAGAAGCUUUAGGGAAUAGCAGAAAAGGUAUUUUGGAACCUCUUCGAGCUGUGGGUAACAAAGGUUAUGCAGGAUUGGGAUAGAAUACUCAUAUCAGAGAUGCUACAUUGUAGCAAACGGGGAUGAGAGAAAUUUUUUCUCGCGCUAUUAGAGAUGCUACAUUGGUGACAAAAGACGAAUACGCUCGCCCCCAGCGCUCCCGCCAACUAUCAGAGAUGCUACAUGGUCUUUAUCAAAGUUGUCUUCAUGAUCCAAUUAGUCUUCAUGUCAGAUAUUUGCAAAUCGUACCAAGUAUUUUAGACGACCUUUUAAGGGUGAGAUUUUCUUUUAAGAUGUACGUUCUUUCUGUAUUCUAGUGUAGAUAUUGUAAUUUCAAGACAUCCAACAAUCUCAGCAAUACAAGAUUGAAAUAAUUUAUAUAA